AGGAGUGGGAUACCCAUAACAAAACUAGGGUUUCCAAUUGUAGUUCGAAUUGGAAAUUCUGUUCACCAAAUCUAAGGAUUUCUCGUUAUGUAAGGCGGCUGCCGGCUGGGAUCGGAACGGUUGAGAUAGAUUUGCCGAUGGCGCCAAAGAUGCCUGAUUGGUCGGAAUUUCCACCUGAACUGUUGGUUUCCAUAGGUAGAUGUUUGAAUCUUAUUGAAGACUACCUAAAUUUUGGCUCUGUUUGCAAAUCCUGGCACUCUGUAGCCACCAAGAACAAUUUUAACAAUGACUUAACUAGAGCUCCUUGGUUGAUGCUAGCGGAGGAAGAGGAUAAUGAGGUUAGGAAAUUCUUCAGCCUCUAUAAUGGCAUGAUUUUGAACAAGAGAAUCCCCAAAGCUAGCAGAAAACGGUGUUUGGAGUCUAUGGGAUGGCUUAUCACGGUAGGAGAAGAGGGUGAAAUUAGUCUGCUACAUCCCUUCUCUGGUGUUCACAUUGAAUUGCCUCAUGUAAAUACAACAGAAGACUACUACAAUCAAGAGAUUGACCCAGUGACUUGCUUUAUCGGUAAGGCAGUUUUGUCAGCUAGUCCUUCUAAUACAUCCGACUACAUUCUCAUGGUCAUUGACGGAAACUUCUGGGACCUCAGAUUCUGGAGACCUGGAGAUAUUAGAUGGACUAAAAUCAAAUUUGAAGGAAGCAAUUACUUUUCUUUUACUGAUAUAAUAUUUUUUAAUGACCAAAUUUAUUCUGUGGAUCAAUCGGGCUGUCUCUUAGUUUGUGAUGUUGCUGAAGUUGUUGGCCCUCAACUCACUAAAUGCCAUACCUUAGCUCAGAUACCAACUGAACCUCAGGAUACGCCAGAUCACUUGUACAUUUUAGAAUCACUAGGAUCAUUAUUUGUAAUUGCGCGAUAUGGUGUUCAACUUAGGUUAGUCCAAGAUGAUAGCGACAGGAUUCCGUUAACGCUCUUACCAGAAGGAGAUACAAGCGAGAAUGGGCUUUGGGAGGAUAUAACAUAUGGGACAAAAAAAUUUCGAGUUUUCCAGUUUGAUUCAGCUGCUGUCAAAUUGAUAGAAACCAGGGAAUUAGGGGACGCAGCUUUUUUUGUAGGUGCUAAUGCUUCUAUUUCAGUCCAAGCUUCUCAAUGUCCAGGAAUCAAGCCCAAUCAUAUUUAUUUUACAGACGAUUUUUAUGAAUCAUACCUCUCCUACGAUGAAGGAGGAGGCUUGGACAUGGGGGUGUUCAAUUUAGCAGAUGGCAGGAUCCAGCCGCACUACAAAGGUGUUUCCCUUAGUCGUUUUUGUCCUCCAACUUGGGUAACACCAACCCCGUAUUGAGUCAUACAUAUACUCAUCCUUUAUUAAUUCUGUUAUGUUAGGUUACUUUUUAAGCUUUUAAUUUAAGUAAUUAGUGUUAUUUACUUUCAAAACUGGUUGAUGUACCUUUCUUAUUGGACAAAAUAUAAUCCAAUUAGUUGUUAUACUU
Molecule: messenger RNA, 1485 nt
Organism: Solanum pennellii
Lineage: Eukaryota; Viridiplantae; Streptophyta; Magnoliopsida; Solanales; Solanaceae
Product: putative F-box protein At5g55150
Exons: 1
Coding region: 138-1337 (399 amino acids)
Molecular function (GO): protein binding
Source: RefSeq, a predicted model, not a curated record